Molecule: messenger RNA, 1671 nt
Organism: Fusarium fujikuroi IMI 58289
Lineage: Eukaryota; Fungi; Ascomycota; Sordariomycetes; Hypocreales; Nectriaceae
Product: putative HOL1-like protein
Biological process (GO): transmembrane transport
Molecular function (GO): transmembrane transporter activity
Source: RefSeq, a predicted model, not a curated record
AUGUCCAGAAAAGUAGCACCAGCUCCGCCAGACUUCACGACACCGCCGGGAACUGUGCGGUUGAUCGGUGAGGAUGGUAUUGCCGAAACGCCUCAAUUGGUGAAGCAGCCGAUGCCGACUGACGACCCCAACGAUCCUCUGAACUGGUCGCGUGCUCGGAAAUCCAUGAACUUUAUCCCCAUUCUCGCAGUCACGGUAAUCAUCUUUACCCAUGAGCUACCAUGCCUUUCGACCAAGCUACGAGCCACUAACCAUGACAGAACUUCCUUACCACUGAUCUUCUGGGUCCUCUGGAACCAAGAGUUCGGAUGGUCGUACGGCCAGCUCAACAACGCUAAUGCCCUGAACUAUGUCGGAACCACUGUGGGCUCGGUGAAGUACGGACGUCGAUCAAUGUAUCUGCUUACGACGGCCAUCAUCUUUGCCAUGGCCAUCUGGUCGGCGCGUAUGAAGACCCUGACAGAACUAUACAUAUCACAGUUGAUCUUUGGACUGGCUAGUGCGACCAAUGAGAGUAUUGUCGAGAUGACGGACCACACUGACUGGCGCCAGAUUGCGGAUUUGUAUUUCGUUCAUCAACGCGGUAGUGCGAAUGGCCUAUACAUGGUCAUGGUUAUGAUUGGUAGCUUUCUGAGCCCCGUGAUUGCAGGCUAUAUGGCCGCGAAUGGAAACUGGCGGCUCUGCUACUGGAUCACCACGGCGGUUGACGGUGCUCUACUACUAUACUUCUGUUUCUUCUUCGAGGAAAGCAAGUAUAUACCGCAUCUCGAGGCUCAACAACUGUCCUCCGAGGUUCCAACUCCUAUUGCGGUGACGAAGAAGGACAACAUCUCGGAAACACAGACAGGCGAAAUGAGCACGUGUGUCACCUUGGAACCAUCGAAUGCCCCGUUACAUCGAAUCAACUCUGAUAUCCCGCUUCUCACGUGGCGUCAACGCAUGCGCCUUGUCACAAAAACUGACGAAAGCCUACUUGGCAUUGUCCGGACCGCUGUGGUUAUCUUAUUCCGCUUCCCAGCUGUCAUGUACACGGCCCUCACAUAUGCCUUUUGCCUCUGUUGGAUUUCCGCUCAAGCGUCGAUUAUUUCCAUCGUUUUCACGCAGCCACCUUACAACUUCGGUACCGUUGGGGUAGGAAACAUGAGUUUGGGAGUGUUUAUCGGCUGCAUCUUGGGCUCGGCCUACGGUGCGAUUUCUGAUCGAGCUAUUCUUUGGUUCACAAGAAAGAACUACGGAUAUUACGAACCGGAAAUGCGACUCCAACUGAACCACUUCCCAGCAGUCUGUAUGAGUGGUGGUUUUGUGAUGUUCGGUAUUACUGCAGCAAAGGGCAUGCAUUGGAUAUAUCCAAGUAUUGGUAGCGCCAUCUUUGGCUUUGGUCUUGGUGGUCUGAGCGACGUUGCGCUUUGCGUGACUAUCGAUAGCUACCAAGCGAUUACUGGAGAAGCAUUCAUCGGCGUCGCUUUUAUGCGUAAUGCUUUCAGCAUCGCCAUUUCGUUUGCGCUUGUUCCAUGGCUUGAUGCUCAAGGGCUGCAGAAUAUGACAAUUGUCAUGGGCUUAUGGGCACUGGCUAUGGCGUUUCUUCAUGUUCCAAUGAUGAUCUGGGGCAAAAGGAUCCGGGAGAAGACAGAGACAAGUUACAAGAGAAUGGCGACAGGGACUAGAGUGUAA